Messenger RNA from Melopsittacus undulatus (budgerigar), 2300 nucleotides. RefSeq names its product disintegrin and metalloproteinase domain-containing protein 32. The record is from RefSeq and is a predicted model, not a curated record. Gene Ontology annotation, cellular component: plasma membrane. Bases 1 to 2253 code for a protein of 750 amino acids. Gene Ontology annotation, biological process: male gonad development; cell adhesion; binding of sperm to zona pellucida. Lineage: Eukaryota; Metazoa; Chordata; Aves; Psittaciformes; Psittaculidae. Gene Ontology annotation, molecular function: metalloendopeptidase activity. The transcript has 19 exons.
AUGCGGGCAGCGCCGGGGCUGUGGCUGUGGCUGGGGCUGUGGCUGGGGCUGGGGUCGGUGGCAGCAGGAGGUGCCCCGCAGCGUACCCGGAGCUUCAUCAUCCCCAUCGAGGGGACCCCGCGCACCGUGCGGCUGCGGCAGCAAGCGUUUCUGGGCGAGGAUUUCCGGGUCUACAGCGAUGGCCAAGGGGGGAUCACGGCAUCCGAACCGGCACACGUGGAGCGGGAUUGCUUCUAUGAAGGUGACAUCAAGGACUUCCCUAUUUCACUCGUGGUGCUCAGCACCUGCUCUGGCCUGAGGGGGAUCCUGCAGCUCACCAAUGCCAGCUAUGGGAUCAAGCCUCUGGAAGCGGCAGCCAUGAAUCAGCAUCUCCUGUACCCAGUGUGGAAUGAAAACACAGAGGCUCAGCAGCUGGCAGAGAAGAGUUCCCUUGUCUGGCCUAAGGAGGUGCCACCAGAGCCAGAGGAUGCAGUAGCAGUGAGUGGGAUGUUGUGGGAUGUUGCUCAUAAGGAAGCUGCCAGAAGACCCUCUCUGUACCUGAAAAUGCACGUCAUUUUGGACAAGGAUCUGUACAGCUACAUGGGAGCAGACAAGGAUGUUGUGGUGGCCAAGAUAGUGCAGCUUUUCAGCUAUGUGAACAGUAUGUUUGCUCCCCUCAAUCUGACCAUGGUGCUGUCUUCCCUGGAGUUCUGGGUUGAAAAGAACAGGAUCCCAACCACAGGAGGUGCUGAGGAGCUGCUGCAGAGGUUUCUGCAGUGGAAAAACGAGCAUCGCAUGUCGUGGCUGCAGGACGUAAUGUUCCUAUUUGUUUACAGGGAGCAGUCCCGUUCUGUGGGUGCAUCCUCUGCAAGAAAGCUCUGCCUCAAACCCCAUGCUGGAGGUGUUGCCUUGUACCACAGGGCUAUGGCACUGGAGGCAUUCGCAGUUGCUGUGGCCCAGCUGCUGGGGCUCAGCUUGGGGAUGGAGCUGGAGGAGCCUGGGAGCUGUCAAUGCACAGCAGCCGCCUGCAUCAUGCAGUCCAGCUCGAUGCACUCACCUGGUGUGAAAGCCUUCAGCACCUGCAGCAUAAGAGCCCUACAGCAUUUCCUGGCCACUGAGGAAGGGCAGUGCCUGCUGAAUAGGACAGCCAUGGAUGUAGCCUAUAAAGCUCCCAAAUGUGGGAACAAAGUGGUGGACCCAGGAGAGGCUUGCGACUGUGGUACAGCAGAGGAAUGCAAGCAUGACCCAUGCUGCACCAUUGGCUGCAAGCUGAGGCGAGGGGUGCAGUGCCUGACAGGACCGUGCUGCCGGAGAUGCCGGUUUAGGAGGAAAGGCACAGUUUGCAGACACAGCUCUGAGGAUGAGUGUGAAUUGAAGGAGUAUUGCAACGGCACCUCUGCACAGUGCUCACCCAACCUCUGGGUCAUGGACGGGCAUCCCUGCAGCAGGAAUACUGCCUUCUGCUACCAGGGGGUCUGCCAGACAGCCGACAAGCAGUGUCAGAGGAUCUUCGGCUCAGAGGCCAAGAACGGGCCCUUGGCCUGCUAUGAGGAAAUUAACAGCCAAAUGGACAGAAUGGGACACUGCGGCUCCAACCAGCAUGGUUACCAGCGGUGUGCAUGGAAGGAUCUCCAAUGUGGGAAGCUUGUGUGUGAGUAUUCCAGCUCCAGGCCCUUCACCAAGGAGAAGGCUGCGGUGAUGUAUGCUCUGGCGCAGAACAAGCUCUGUGUAACGCUGGACUACAUGAAGCCUCCCAUGGAGAGGGACCCCAUGCUGGUGAAUGAUGGCACUGUCUGUGGUGACGGCAAGAUCUGCCUGAACCAGAGGUGCGUGUCUGUCACUGUCCUGAACUACACCUGUGGGAUGAAGUGCCACAACCACGGCGUCUGCAAUAACCUAGGGGAAUGCCAUUGCUAUCCCGGCUGGAAACCACCAACUUGCUCGGAGAAAGCAGGGACAAUAAGCAUGAGUGGCAGCAGUCCCAGUGGGCAGGAUGUGACGAGCAUGAGCUCAGUGAAGCUGUGUCUGUUGCUCGCCUUGUGCCUCCCUGUGCCCCUCAUCCUGGUGCUCUUCCUCAUGUUGCUAAAGAGAAGAUGCCCAAGCUACUGUCACACCACGAGGGUGUUGAACGAUGACAACCUCACGGUUCAGAGCUCCAUCUAUGGAUACCAGGGCACGAGGGAUGUUGCAGUGCAGCACAAUGGAGGGAGACACACAUGGCGUCAGCCUUGGCAGUCACAUAACUGCAUCCUGCACACCUCUAAGCGUGUGUAGUGUGUCCGGUUGUUGCGUUUUCAGUUGUUCAACAAAAGGUGUUCACA